Molecule: messenger RNA, 1231 nt
Organism: Fukomys damarensis (Damara mole-rat)
Lineage: Eukaryota; Metazoa; Chordata; Mammalia; Rodentia; Bathyergidae
Exons: 7
Coding region: 29-1048 (339 amino acids)
Biological process (GO): antimicrobial humoral response
Molecular function (GO): cysteine-type endopeptidase inhibitor activity
Source: RefSeq, a predicted model, not a curated record
GUUGAAGGAGAGGCCCAGCACCCACACCAUGCUGCAUGCUCCUGGGUGGAGGGGACUGCCCUGGGCCAUGCUGCUGCUCCUCUGGGGUGUCCAGCCCCAGCUGACUCACGCCUGGUGUUCUGAGGAGGACCUGAGCAGCUAUCAAGUCAGUGAUCUGGAGCUCUCUGCUGCAGUGCAGUUGGCCCUGAGCACAUUCAACAAGCAGAGCCAGGAUGAGCACGCCUACCGGCUGGUUCGCACCCUGAGUUCCCAGUGGGAGCCGAAUGAAGACUCAGGAAGAGUACUCUCCAUGAGGCUGCUGCUGCGCAGAACCGUAUGUAGGAAAUCUGAACAAGGCAUUGACAUCUGCCCUUUCCAUGACAGCCCAGAGCCCAGCAAUGAACAUUUUCCCCAAGCCCGUCUUGGAGAUUCAGUCAAGGUCUCGAUAGCCCGAGUCCUUGAGAGCAUCACAUUAUUUAUUGUACACCCUGUUCCCCUGGGCACCUGUGAGGUGAGGCUCCUCUCUGCAUCCUGCUCCAUCCACCUUCCCUUCCUGGGCGGCGUCCCCCUCUCACCCCAGGAGGUGACCCGCAGGUCUGGAAGAGUUUCUGGGAGAGGCAAGGACACCAUGGCACGUCCCCCUGGGAAGAGGGCGCUAAUUUGGGCUGCCCUGCUGCUCCUCUGGGGCAACCAGCUCCUGGGGACUGGAGACUGGUACCUCCAGCAGGAUCAGGAGGAUGACCAGAGAGAGGUGGGGCUGUACUUCCCCCCGACCAUGGAGUUCGUCCAGCACACCUUCAACCAGGAGCACAAGGACGACGAGUACGCCUACCGGGUGGAGCGCAUCCUGAACGUGCGCAGGGAGCAGACUGAGGACAUGGUAUUCUUCAUGACACUGCAGCUGCGCAGAACCAAGUGCAAGAAGUUCCAGGAUGACCUCGACAACUGCCCCUUCCAGGAGAGCCUCAGACCCAGCAAUAUCAUUACCUGUGCCUUCAGUGUGAGCACCCUGCCGUGGACCACAGAGUUCCACCUCUUGAAGAAGAACUGUUCUGAGGGUCCCUCUUGAUCCCUCCAAGCCCAGCCUCACUGCUCACUUCCGGGGACACCAGCACUUCCCAUAUGGCUCUUCCGGACCCAGUUGCUCCAAGGUUUCUGUUUCCCUCAACUUCCAAAAGUUAAGUCUCCUGUCCUGGAGUUUAAAAUUCCUCCUUGCCCACCAUCAUCACAGAGAGCUCAUUAAAGUUUGCCC